Macaca mulatta (Rhesus monkey) is the source of this 7609-nucleotide messenger RNA. Its product is annotated as aryl hydrocarbon receptor-like. Gene Ontology annotation, cellular component: nucleus; aryl hydrocarbon receptor complex. Gene Ontology annotation, molecular function: nuclear receptor activity; transcription cis-regulatory region binding; protein dimerization activity. The record is from RefSeq and is a predicted model, not a curated record. Gene Ontology annotation, biological process: xenobiotic metabolic process; regulation of transcription by RNA polymerase II; response to xenobiotic stimulus. NCBI's taxonomy places the organism in Eukaryota, Metazoa, Chordata, Mammalia, Primates, Cercopithecidae.
UUUCUUUUUUCUUUUUUUUUUUUUUUUGAGACGGAGUCUCGCUCUGUGCCCAGGCUGGAGUGCAGUGGCACCAUCUCGGCUCACCGCAAGCUCCACCUCCCAGGUUUACGCCAUUCUCCUGCCUCAGCCUCCUGAGUAGCUGGGACUACAGGCGCCGCCACCACACCCGGCUGAUUUUUUAUAUUUUUAGUAGAGACGGGGUUUCACCGUGUUAGCCAGGAUGGUCUCAAUCUCCUGACCUUGUGAUCCACCCGCCUUGGCCUCCCAAAGUGCUGGGAUUACAGGCGUGGGCCACCGCGCCCGGCCCAGCCCAUCCUUCUUAGUGAUCUGGUUCUCUCAUUCCACCGCUGAGCACCAGGCUUGGUGUUCCUGAUGAGGCCUCAUCCCUCCUCAGUGAGCCCCUGACUCAGGGGAGACAUGCAGCAUCGAGCUGCUCUCACGGGGCUGGGUGCAGGUGGUCUCUGAGCCCAACUUAUGGGGGCAGAGGGGGACUCAUCCCCUUCAGGCUCCCCACGUGUCCUUGUCCCCGCACCUCCCGCUGGGUACCCUACCACCCUCCCUGCCUUCCUCUCCACCACCAGGACACCCCUUGGGGCUCUGGCCAUUCAGCUCCUGCUAGGCUCUGGAGGUGGCCAGGCCUGGCUUUCCUUGGCCCAAAGUGUCUGUGUGUGACGCUGCUUUUCCUUCUAGGCAGCUGUAAAGGCAGGUGUCUGUCUGUCCUGACCAUUCAGUGCCCAUGAACAGUGGAGAAAGGCUGGAAGUAGGGGCUGGCACCUGCCUUAGCCGUCCUCUGUCCAUCAGAGGUGGUGCUAGGUGAGGCAGGGAGUCCACCAGGCAGACCAAGCACUGAGGUGGAUGAGAGGGCAUUUGCUGCUGGGGGUUACCUCCAGGUGGUAGCCCCUCACCCUAGGCUGGCUCAGCACCCGUGCCUGGCGCUACAGCUGACACUGCCCCCAAGCCCUGAGUGCAGCCCCACACUGGGGCCAGGUUGGUCUGGGGGAUGGGCAGGCCUGACAAGUGACCGAUUGCCUGUGUGCUGGGAAGAGAGGUCAGGGCAGCUGAGUUCACUCUUGGGAGCUGACCGUGCCUGCGCCCUACCCGAGGGGAGGAACACUUGUCUCUUACAGCCAGGCAGAACCUGCUCUGAUUCACUGCUGAGCCCGAAGGACGAGGGUGCCAGACCCACAGACUCGCUCUGUUGGGACAACUCCCUUGGGUUAGACCGCAGCCUCCAGUCAUGCUGUGCAUCUCCAUCUGGCACAGAAAGCUGUGCAGUCAAAUUUAGCAUCCAAAAUCACAACACAACUUAGCAAAGGAAAAGCCAGGACUAGCAGGUGAUAUGGGCUCUGCCAGGUGGUGUCCGGAGGCCUGGAGUGAACAUGAAGACGAUGUUGUCAGGGCAGGGUAACCUGUGGCCAUCUCAGAAGAUUGCCUGCCUGCCCAGCAUUCAGAGGACAGGUUUCUGUUCUUUCUCUAGAAUUUUUGAUGUUCUAAACAGGAACAUACUUAAAAAAAAAAAAACUGACUAAAAGUUAGAAUGGAAGAUUCAAGUAUAAAUCCAUAUUUUCUUCAGGAGGUACUUCUUGACCAGUUUGUCUCUCUAGACUUGACUGGCUGUCUCUGUCAGGGGGCCGGCCCUGCUGUGUAACCACAUUGCCGCACACUGAUGCAAGUUCUUUUGAGGCAGGUGCAGCCUGGCAUCAACUCUGGCAUCAACUCAAGGGUGCCAGGGCCAGGCCUGCAGGUCCCUGGCCUUUCCCUCUUGGUUGCCAGGUGGCUUCGUGGCCCCUGCCAUUAGGUUGGUGUUCCAGGCAGGAGGGAAGAAACAAGAAAUAAGUGGUGAUGCCAAUCUCUGGCGCCCCCUGGUUGGCAUCUGCUUACCUCUCAUUGGUCAGUUGGCAUCACACAGCCAUCUAGUUCCAAGAGAGUCUUAGAAAUGUAGUUUUUCCGAUUCGGGUAUAAAAAUAACUUUUUAGAUAGUAUUUUUCUCUUCAUAGAUUUGAAAUUUUGUUGCCGAGAAUCUUCCAAUGCAACACUGCAACAAUGGCAGCAUUGUCCAGGCUGGGGAGCAGGAGGGUGGGGAUGGUGCCACGGAGAGGAGGGUGUCUCUGGCCCCUCCUCUGGGCUGACCCAGACCUGCUGAGGUGGCUUCUCACUGAAGAAAUGAGCCCAGGGGUUCAGUCUAUUUCUCCUUGGUAUAGCUCGGUUGGGAAGCUCUCAGCUACCAGGUACUGGAAAGAAGCCUGUCUUAUUUUAGGAAACAACUUCAACCACAAUAAAAGUGCAUUAUCUCCCAAGAUGAGGCAGAAGUCGGCCUACGGUGACACAGAGAUCCGAGUCCUUUCCCACCAUCUGCUCUGCCAGCUUUGGCUCCUCCCCUUGUGUGUCCCCAAGGAGGCUGCUUCUACUCCAGGUGUCGUGUGCAGGCACCAGGGGACUGGAGGCAGUGAGGGCCCCUUUGCUCUUUGCCCAUGUCCUCCUGGACGCUCCUAGCAGCUCCCUUCCACGUGUCCAUUUGCAGACAGGCAUUGGCAAGGGGCCUGGUCGUGCGCAUCCAGCACAGCCACUGCAUGGCAGAGGAGGGGUGGGCUGCUGGAGAGGAUGGGAAGGAAGUCCAGCAACGUCUGCCCGUGGGCCACGCUCUCUUUUCCUUAGUGUGGGGUUCCUGCAUUUACAGAGCAAUGCAGGUUUAAUGCUGAAAUCUCAGAAUGUAUAAAAAGACAAAAGAAAAAACAAACAUUAAGAACUCACCUAUAACCCAGUCACUCAGAGAUAAUCAUGAUAAUAUGAUGUAUCCAGCGCCAACUGGACACGUACAUCCAGGGAGUAAACCUCACAGGCUGGAAGCUGGAGGUCACUGCAGUGCUGCUGACUCACAUGGGCUUCUAAAAUGGGAAAGAUUUUAAAACAUUGCCUCUGACACUGGCAUCAUUCGUACAGACUGUUCCGUGAUGCCAGGCAGCUUCCUCAUUGCAUCUCAGUGAGUCCGUAAGUAACUCUGAAGACUCGCAAGGUGGAGGCUACAGUUCCAAGAUUCCUUAAAUCCACGUUGUGACACAACCGGUAUGGUCACUGGACGUUCGUGUUUUUCCUGACUCUUUAUAAUUUAUUGAUUUUCUUCAGUGGCCAAGACAGAACUGAAAAUUAUUAUUAGGCCUAUUUUGCAGACCACACCGAAAUUCUUUAAGAGGACAAGAAGAAAUCCUUUGCUGAAUCAAGCAGAACUGAGUGUUGUAGGAACCCCUGCAUCCCUGACUCCUGGGCUGGAAGGUCCAGCGUCCCAGCUCUCAGGCCAGUUGUAGCCGCUGGUGGAGUUCUGAAAACAGUCCGUACAGAGAAAGCUCUCUAUCCUUUCUGAGCACACAUUUAAGCUGAAUAUCUAAAGUAUCUGGUAGUACCACCGAACACUUGCUGCCAUUUCUAAUGUACUGAAUAUUCUAAAGUAAUAAAAAUAAAGAGUAAGAAAAAAUGCCUCAUCGGAUCAUUGUCAUAGUGGUGAAAGUUUGUAAACAGUAUCACCCCUUCAUUUGUAUAAAGCUAUUAUUUUAAAUCACAUUUAAUUUGCAUUGUUUUAAAUUGUGAUGAGUCUUUGAUUUGUUUUUAAUUUACCGUGAGCUGGAGUCCACAUGUGACCCACAGAUGCUGCAAGUGUGGAUGCUGGUCCAGGCAGCACGUUCCUCAAGGGAAGGGGUGUGGCUUGUUCAUCUUGGAAACCCCAGUUCAGUGCCUGGAACUUGAGAAGCACAGAAUAACCACUGGAAGAACUGAGCAACCCUAAAGGACAACAAUGCAGGCUGCUCAGCUGACCCACCCAUGAACCCAGGAAGAAGUGAACAGACCUUUCCACAAGUCAAUGUAGAUUUGUUUUCUGAAGGGGACUUGCUUCUUCAGGCCCUCAACGGCUUCCUCAUGGCAGUCACAGAGGAUGGCUACAUCUUUUACGUCUCUCCCACAGUCCAGGACUACCUGGGAUUUCAUCAAUCAGAUGUCAUCUACCAGAGUGUGUUCGAGCUGAUCCACAAGGAGGACAGAGCCAUGUUCCAGAGCCAGUUACGCUGGCCUCCAGACACAGCAUCAGUCAGCAGAGAAGCAGAUCCGGACACCAGCUCUCUGCCUGGAGAGAGUUCCCUCCCACUUAGUGGCACCCCUCCUGCCAGCGUUCAGCAUCUGCCCUUGGAAGACCCUUGCUACCUGGAGAGAAGCUUUGUCUGUCGGUUCCGCUGCCUGCUGGACAAUUCUUCUGGGUUUCUGGAAUUGAAUUUCCAGGGCCAUCUCAAAUUCCUCCCUGGGCAGAACACUAAGUCAGAAGACGGCACCUUCCUGUCUCCUCACCUUACCCUGUUUGCCACUGCAACACCUCGUCAGCCUCUCACCAUCCUGGAGCUCCAAAACAAAACAUUUAUUUUCCAAACAAAACACAAAUUGGAUUUCACACCUAUAGCCUGUGAUUCCAGAGGGAAGGUGAUUCUGGGCUACACCGACAGCGAGCUCUGCAGGGGGGGAUCUGGCUACCAGUUCAUCCACGCGGCAGACAUGAUGUACUGCGCCGAGAACCACGUGCGAAUGAUGAGGACGGGCGAGAGCGGGCUCACGGUGUUCCGGCUGCUCACCAAGCAGGGGCGCUGGCUGUGGGUGCAGUCCAACGCGCGCCUGGUGUUCCGCGGCGGCCGGCCCGAGUGCAUCGUCGCCCGACAGCGGGCCCUCACGAACUUGGAGGGGGAGGAGCACCUGCGCAAACGGGCCCUGCAGCUGCCGUUCACCUUCACUACGGGGGAGGCCGUCCUGUAUGAGAGCAGCCUCCCAAGCGCCCUGACUGCCCUCCCAGCCAGGAAGAGGACCAGGGCUAGGAAGGGUCUUCCAGCUGGCCAGGACUCUUCGUGCCCCGGAUCUCUCCUUGGAGCCAUGAUGCAGCAAGAUGAAUCCGUGUACUUGUCCUGCAUUGCUCCCACCCUCCAGGGCUCACCCUUCGAGAGGCAGGGGUCUGAUAACAGAUGUGAGGACAAGGAAGAGAAAGAGAAGGAGGAAGGCAGCUCCCUGCUGGCCCUCAUCGAGAGCCUGCUGGAGAAGGACAAGGAAGAACAGCCUGACCUUUGCUCCACCCUCCAGCACCUGGCUGUCACCAAUCUCAACCAGCAUCUGUGGGAAGAGAAGCUUCAAGGAGCUGACUCGGGCCCUGCAGGACCUCAGAACUGCCACCUGCCACCACCCAGCCAAGGAAGAAAACUCCACAGGGAGAAGGAGACCCAGUUUUAUGACACUGGGAACGUGGGCUUGCCCCCACCAGCCAGCAUGACUUCUCCACAGACCCUGAAUCCACCAUCUUCUCAGGGCUCAGCCCAGCUAGCCACAGAAGUAACUCCACCUCCAAACGUGGGCUUGGUGCCCAGCUACCCUCAAGCACAUCCCCAGGAUUGUCUCAUCACUGGUCCUUCUAUCCCUGGCCCCACACUCCAGAACCCCCUCCAGGGCCCCCCACAGUGGUGGCCUCGGCACAGCCAGGCAGUGCCUUCGAACUUUGAGAUGUGUCAGAAGCCAACAUUUGACCUCAGCCCACUGCCUCAGGCCUCCAGCCCAAGCCGGCCUGCUCAGGGUUUUCAGCCAAGCCACACACCUUUUCUCUCUUUAGGAGAAAAUGUUCCUGGACACCUGGCUCCGCCAGGCCCUGGUGUUCUGAAUUUUUGCAAGGAAUCUGUGCCCUGGACCUCCACACACACUGGUCAGGGCCAAGGGUCCUUGAUCCCCUCAGACCCCACUUUAUGUGUCAACCCAUGUGGUACCCACCGUUUGCGCAGCAUUUGGGAUUCCCCCAUCCAGGGCCACCCAGUUGCAGUCCCCAUGGAGGUGGUGGCAGAGCAGAAAGCAGGGCAGGCCCAGCCUGACCCCUUCAGCUGCCCAUGGAUGGUUGACCCCUGCCUUCUAUGGACACGGCCACCCAGUCCCAGCUUGUACAGAGGUCAGCCCCCAUCUGUGCAGGGGGCACCUGGGACACCAGAGGAAAAAUCUGGAGAGGGGGAGCAUCCACCCCACUCUCUGGGGCCAAACCAGCUUUCCAGGAGUCCAGCCUGUCCUUCCCAAGUACUUCCGCCGGGAUCCUCAGCCAUGCAGGGCUCUUACACUGCAGACCCCAACCCAGCCACCAAGCAGCAGCAGUGGGUGCAGGGGGUGCUGCAGAGCCAGGAGCACUGUGGGCAGGUAAGAGAAGGGGCACCACGUGUCCAUCACCAGGCUGGCCACCUGAGAGAUGCCAUUCCCCAGGCUCCUCAGCAGAACCCCUUCCCCUCUCCUGACUCUGCCAACAGCUCCCCACAUUCAGGUGGCAGCCACUACAGCAGCCCAGCAGAGCUUAUGAGACAAGUCAAAGACAGACCACAGGUGCCACCUAGCCUGGCCCAGCCUAUCUGCCCCCCUGACCUGGCCUGGCCUCCCACGUCCAUGCAGGGCAGCUAUGACAUUAGGCUCCGGGUGGGUGUUGGUACACAGGGUCUCAGAAAACCGGGACCGGCAGGGAAGGGCACCCCACCACACAGGUCAAGUACAGAGCUGCUGGCAAACGUGGACAUGUCAGGGCCUUAGCCCAGACAGACAGUACAAGGAGGGGCAAUGGAACUGGCCCAGCCUUGGCUUGGGUUGCUGUGGGGUCCAGAGUGGGGACACAGAGAGAUUUUGCAAAGGUAGCAGGUUACUGCCAUGUGGAUCAUGUGAAGCCAGUAGUGGUGGCAACCACAGCCCCCUGGAGGGCCCCAUUUGGUGUCUCCUGGGCCAUUGCUGAGCAGCCUGGACGCUCCCCAUAAUGUAGCCUAGCUUUGGACCCCCAGAACUUGAAUUAGUCAUAGAGAUUUGAAUGUGGUCCUCUUGCAACUCCCUGCAUGCACCACUUCCAACACCCCAUGCAGAGACCGGCACUUCUCCUUUGCCUGGUGCUGCUGGGAACUGAGGCCCUCUGUAGGCAUGAAGUCUUCAGGUGACUAACCUUCCCCCAGAAAUGCAGCUUUGGAUGGAAAUCACAUGAGAGUGCUGCUGCUUCCCUCAGCUCCUGUCGUGGUUUCUGGGUGAUGCCCUCAGGACUGAGCAGGGAUGUAUAGCUGAUUCCCUGAACCCUAAGUGGCCCCAAAUAGCCACAUCUUGGGUCCUCUCCCAACUUUGCUGGGUUUUCUGUCCCUUCUCAUUGGACACUGCAACCCCUCACUUCUGCUUUCGGGGAUCUCAGGCUGCCCAUCUCUAGGGUCCCUGCUCACUUCUCUUCCCAGUGUUUUGUUUUCAUCUGUUGUAGGUUAGAAAAUCUGAAGACCAGAUUUGAUAAACUUUCCUGAAACCAAAAUAAACAGAUUCCUAAUCAAAGCCUGAAUAAGCAAGUAUCAAUUUUAGACUCCUCGAACUAGCCCUCUUCUCUUUUCAGCAAAUCUGUUCUUACUCAGUUUCCUGUUUUCCUAACAGCGGUGUUCCCAAAACGAAGGCCGCAAGAUGGCACUGGGGGUUCCAGGCCCAACAGCAAAGACAUUUUUCUCCCAGGUCUGACGUAAGAUGAUGUUGUGCUUUGCACGUCUACACGAGAGAUUUGGGGCCUUAACUACUGACAUUUUCCCUGAGAUUAAAGUUUCUUAAACUCUCA